Physcomitrium patens is the source of this 1563-nucleotide messenger RNA. Its product is annotated as 26S proteasome non-ATPase regulatory subunit 13 homolog B. Gene Ontology annotation, molecular function: structural molecule activity. NCBI's taxonomy places the organism in Eukaryota, Viridiplantae, Streptophyta, Bryopsida, Funariales, Funariaceae. Gene Ontology annotation, cellular component: nucleus; cytosol; proteasome regulatory particle, lid subcomplex. The record is from RefSeq and is a predicted model, not a curated record. Gene Ontology annotation, biological process: ubiquitin-dependent protein catabolic process.
AGCUUGUCCUUGAUUGCUCUUGUGUGUGUUGGACGCUUGCGAGCAGCGCUUUGCGUCGAGGAUUUGAAGCGCAGCAAGAGGAUCCCAAGCUUUGUCGGAUUGUUUAUUGCAGAGUGCCAGGAGAGUAUCAAGGGAGCAAUUCAGGACUUGGCCGGGGUGUGAUUGAUUGCGGAGAGCUUGAGAGACGCAUGUGAGUUUGGAGGACAGCAAGCAUGGCGGCGUUGCAAUACUUGGAGAAGCAGAGGGCAGCUCAGCCGGAGCUCGCCGAGUGGUACGCCAGCAUGGCCGAUCUGUACCAGCGCAAGCUUUGGCACCAGCUCACGCAGAAGCUCGACCAGUUCGUGGCGCUCACCGUGUUCCAGGCGGGAGACACCCUUGUUCAGCUUUACCAUAACUUUAUUCGGGACUUCGAGACCAAGAUCAAUCUGCUUAAGCUGGCUCAUUUUGCGGUCAUUGUAUCGAAGCAGUAUCCGGAAAAAGGUGCUGCUGUUGCGUAUCUCGAGGAGGUCAUUGAGAAGCUUAGGACUUCCGGGGAGAGGCGGGUUGAUGAACCAAUUCUCUACGUGAAGAUGCAGGUUGCGGCAUUGAAGCUGCAGCGUGGGGAAAUUCAGGAGUGCAAGAAGCUGCUAGAAGAGGGAAGAACUACAUUGGAUAGCAUGACUGACGUUGAUCCUUCGGUUCAUGCGAGUGUUCACUGGGUCUCCUCACAGUAUUAUAAGUCCCGGCAAGAAUUUGCCGAGUUUUACAAGAGCGCCCUGCUGUACUUGGCGUAUACAUCUGUGGAGACUCUGUCAGAAGACUUCAAGCUGGAUCUUGCAUUUGAUCUUUCACUGGCGGCCUUGUUGGGGGACAACAUCUAUAACUUCGGAGAGCUUCUUGCCCACCCUAUCGUCAAGAGUCUAUUGGGGACAAGUGUAGAGUGGCUGUAUUUUAUCUUGCAAGCCUUCAAUGCUGGAGAUUUGACCAAAUAUCAAGAGCUUUGCGGUCAAUACCAAUCUGCUCUAACUGCACAGCCUGCACUUGUAGAGAACGAGAAGAAACUGUGGGAAAAGAUAAACAUUCUAUGCCUCAUGGAGUUGAUUUUCAGCCGCCCAUCAGAGGAAAGGACUAUCGAACUUAGUUUGAUUGCUGAGAAGACCAAGCUGUCGCUGGAUGAAGUGGAGCAUCUUUUGAUCAAGAGUCUGUCUGUACAUCUGAUUGAGGGCGUUAUCGAUCAAGUCGAUGGAACAGUGCGUGUAUCAUGGGUACAGCCACGAGUUUUGGGAAUCCCUCAGAUUAAUGCAUUGAAAAACAGGCUAGACAAUUGGUUGCAGAAAGUACAUACAACUUUGUUAGCUGUUGAAGCAGAAAUCCCAGAUCUUUUAGCUGUUUAAAUUAGUUGCCACCUCUGGAAUUGUUCUUCUUUUUUUAGAAAUAGGAUGCCAAACAAGAGGACUUGAGAGUAUGUACUAUUUUUGCCCUCAACCACAGCAUUGAAGCCGCUCGGGUGUGGGUGGAGUUCUGUUCUACAGGAAAUAAGAUGUUCUCUGACGUUCAUUCUUUAAUGACUGUAAUUUUUUGUUA